This is a messenger RNA of Plasmodium knowlesi strain H, 4119 nucleotides long. Its product is annotated as conserved Plasmodium protein, unknown function. The transcript has a single exon. Gene Ontology annotation, molecular function: GTPase activator activity. The record is from RefSeq and is a predicted model, not a curated record. The coding region runs from base 1 to 4119 and encodes 1372 amino acids. Lineage: Eukaryota; Apicomplexa; Aconoidasida; Haemosporida; Plasmodiidae. Gene Ontology annotation, cellular component: endoplasmic reticulum membrane. Gene Ontology annotation, biological process: endoplasmic reticulum to Golgi vesicle-mediated transport; positive regulation of GTPase activity.
AUGAAAGCUCCUUUAAAAAAGACAAAGGAGGAAAGAGGCUACUACAGCUGCGUAGAUUUCGAAAAUUUAUAUAACAAAAAAAAGAAAAGCAAAUCAAAAUACUCGACAUAUAGAAAAAAAAAUUACAGCGAUAAUGAACUGUUUGAAAGGAAGAAAAUACAAAUUAAAAAGAAAAAUGGAUGCAUGUACGUACAUAAACACUACAUCCCAAGCAAGAAGGACAAUGAUAGGCUGUACCUCUUUGACAAGAUAACUAUUUAUAAAAAUCACUUUGACAAAUAUGAAGAAAAGAAUGAUGAAAAGUUGUCCAAUUUAAAGAAAAUACUGAAGAUAUAUGAAAACGUAACAACCGACGAAAAGAAGAAGCUGUACGAAUUGAUAAAGUUUUUCUCCUUCACACAAGGAGGAUUUCAAAAUGACAAACUGAGACAGAAGUUGUGGCUACUCCUACUUGGAUUUAACAUUAAUUUGUCGAAGGAAAAAAAUUAUAAUGAUCACCCGAUAUCUAUCCUUUGUAUGAAACAUAAGAACAAGUUUAAAUUUGUCAAUUCGGUCAAGCACUUUAAAUUAAAAUGGAUACAGGAGGAGGACGGGACGGGUAAUUGGCGCCCACGUGCAUGUGCCAAAGAUCAUUUACGACACAAAGGAAAGACUACUCCAAAUGCACAGAGUCAAAAUAAUAUUUACUAUUAUGAUAAUUUUUCGUGCCCUCGGAAGAAGGAAUUUGUUUUCACCUACCGGGUAAAUGAUGAGGGAGGAAGCGAUGGUCCCCCUUCGGUUGACCAAGGGGAACGGCCACCCUCUGCCACAGGUGCCCCACUGGAGGGGCGCCUUUCAAUGAGAAAAACCAAAUCAAAUGAGAAGAAAGAAAGCCAAUGCGGAAACAAAGUAUUUUCACAUGAUGGCCAUUCGCGUUACCGUAAAAGUACACGCGCGAAGAGGAGGUUCUACCAGAAGGAAAAGAACGAGAAGUGUCACAAUGCAAAUCCGUCAGCAUCGCGGAAACGCCGAAGUUGCUCAUCAAGGACAUCCUCAACGCCAUCCUGCAAGACGGAACUGUUAUGUAUCCCUGCCUUGGAAGCAGUAGACCAGUGCGCAUCCGAGAAUUCUCUCUACAUAUCGGACAGUUUUAUUUCCUCAACAAGAUCCUUGACAGCAUCAUCCGUGUUAUCCUUCACCUCGAACUCUUCAGAUGACAUGGGCAUUGUGAGGAGCGAGUCGAGAAGUAAGAAUAAGGGGCGCUAUCCCCCCCUGCAUUUAUUCAGUAGCUCCUACUCGAUUGACGGUAUACGGGAGGAAUGCAAGGAGACUAAAGCACAUAGAAGGAAAUCAUUCAUUAAAAGGGGAAGUAUAGCUAAAAGUAAUAUUUCCCCAAGGAUGGUACAACCGAAGGACUCCUUCACCUUUUUCUCUGAAGAGAAAUACGCCAAAAAAAAAAAAAAAAGAAUUGUCAAGCAUGAUAUAGAGAAAAAGGCAAAAAGAUGUAUACAAAAGAAGACGAAAAAAAUCAUUCAUUUUCUGCUGAAUAUUGAUAAGGAGAAAAAUAAUUAUGAUAAAACAAAAAACAUAAAAUUUAUUAUAAAAUUGUAUAAGGUCAUUUAUAAAAACAUGUUGGAGGUUGACCUCUACAUAGUGGAUUAUAUCCUUCGAAAAAAUCAAAAAAGAGAAGAAAGCAAUAUUUUGUCCUACUUAAAAUAUAACAUUGAAAAUAACUACAACUUUAAUUCAAACCUUAACAAGUGGAUUAUUGACAGUGUCCUCCUUGACGAAAAUGAAAGAGUACAAGUGAAGAAAGACGUUAAAAGAAGUGUAAACACAUGGAACAUACACAAGUACAAUAUAUACGAAAUAAAAAAAAAAUAUCAAUAUAUUUUAAAAAAUGUCAUCUGUAGUAUUUUGUAUAAACACUCGAACAAAAUUUAUUACGCACAAGGGGUACACGACGUUUGUCUUGUUUUCGUUACUUUAUAUUUCCAUAACUUUUUGAGGAGAUAUAAAAAGUACGUCUUCUUGGAGCACUUCAUAUCCAAGUUUGUUGUAAACAAAAUUUGUGAUUCAAUUUUUUCAAAAUUGACAAGUCAGUAUAAUGGGCAUCAUCCCCCGGAUGGAUCUACCAGUGGAGUUUUUUCAUCAGAGGAGGGGUGGAACAUCUCUUCCCACAUUUCAUAUAAUGAAGAAGAUAGUGAGACAAAUAGAGAGUUAUCUCCCCCGAAGCGGAAGGAAGCAAUCAUCAGGGGAGACAUCUUCCAAAAUAAUAUUUUUGACAUGUUCCUCAUGGAGGAAAAGUACAUCGAAAAAAUAUGCCUGUUAAAUAAUAUUAACCUGGAUAGAUACAUAAAGUAUAAAAAGAAGAAGAAAAAAAAAGAGUACAUCGUUUACCUCCUAUGUGAACGUUUCCUCCUUUUUUAUAUGAUUGAUUAUUUGACCUUAUCGUUGGACGUGUCGAUUAACAACACCUUCAAAAGCAUCGGCUUGCUCCUCAAAUACAUGGACAAGGAUGUGUACAACGUGUUUUGUCUUCUACAAAAGGAGCAACAGUAUGAAAAUAUGAAAUAUGUGAAUCGAAGUAACAGGGGCAGUGUGGUGGGUCCAUCCCACAACAACGAGGAAGGAGGCGCCAACAAAGGGGAAAAGGCUCAGAUUAACUCCAAAAAUGAUACUAACCAAUUGGACAGUAAGAGGAACUCCCUCAAGCUAAGUGGCACAGAGUUCUUCUUUUGCCUAAGUUGGGUCGUAACAUACUACUCUCACGUGUUCACAGAGUUUGAGAAGCUAGCCAGGAUUUUCGACACACUUCUCUCAAACGAUGGCAUCUUUAUAAUCUAUUUCACGAGCUCUAUCAUUUUGCACAAGAAGGAAGAACUCAUACAGAUAGCCAACAAGAAGAAGAAGGACAUGCUGUACAAUAAUAUGUACACAGAAACGCACUACAUUUUUCAAAAUAUGAAAUGGGAGGAUAUGAAUGUAGACAACAUAAUUAAAAAAUCUUACUACUACAUGAAUUAUAAAAUCCCACAGCAUAUCUUUUUGGAGAAGAUAAAAAAGGAAAUAUCCUUCCCUCCCUUUUCCCCCAUCUAUAGCUACCCUUUCAUUUUGCACUACUUCCACUAUCAAAAGGAGCGGGAAGAGUUGCGCAACAAGUCGGUAGAGAAGUCCAUUCGAAGCUUUUACACGUACAGCAAGGUGUCGGGCGGGAAUGAGCAGCAAGAUGAGCGGCAGCAAGAUGAGCAGCAGCAAGAUGUACAACCGGAAUUGCCCGAUCAGCCGCAGGGAGAGGACACCUCCGCGAACGCCUGCUGCCUGAACGUUCCCCCUAGCAAGAUGAGAACCUACGACGAAUAUAUUCACGACCUGUUGGAUAAGCAGAGCGGGGGUAACUCCAAGGAAAAGAGGAAGAGCACAUUAUGGAGGGGAGAGAAAUACAGCAAAGACGACAACAACAUCUACCUGCACUACCCCUAUUCAAUUCUUAGUAACCACUUAGAAAUGAAUAAAGAAAUUAUAAAAAAGCACCUGCUCGUGGAGGACUUCUUCCAAUACGUAUUCUACGACUUCAUCGUAAGCUACAAGCACAUCUGCAACAAGCACAGGAUGAAGUCAAAAAAAAAAUGCUACAUCAUUCAGUACAUCAAAGUAAAGGGUAGAAAGGAACACCUAUUGAUAAAGAGAAAAAAAAAAAAAAAAAAAAAAAAGUAUGAAAAAAUCUUGCACAGAAUGGCAAAACAUGUUAUGUUUUUAUAUCUACACAAAUGUAGAGAGAAAAAAAAAAACAAAAAAUAUAUUUACAUGAAUUUUGUCACCAAGGGAAAAAAACACACAUCUCUCUCCUUUCAAAAUUUGGCGCAUCACAAACGUAAUCAAAAAACAAUAGCCAUCAUCCCCCCCAUUUAUAAAUACAUUGUUCAGGAUAGCCUCGUUAUGGAGAACUUGGGCCUAUCCACCAAAAAAAACAAGUUCAAUAAAACGGCAGAAAAAGACAGCUUCCAGAAGCAGCAGAAGCGCCUGCCGUACAUCUACUACCUGCUUCGAAACUCCAUUAACGGCUCACCCUAUCUGAAUUUCUUUCUGUUUUUUUUUGUGGUAUCCCUGUUCUCCUCUUUGUUGUACUACCAUCGAUGA